CGCCGCCGCCGCCGCCAUCGCCGGAGCAUCACCAUACACUCCACUCCCCUCCUCAAUCCUGAUUUCUUUUUCUCCUCUUUUCAGUAUCUUCUGUGGCUCUUUUUCCCGUUUUCUGCUUCCUUCUCAGCAUCGCGUGCCUUGUCUUUUUUUUUCCUCUCCCAUCCUCCUCCUUCUACAGCCGUCAUCAUCCUUUCUAUUUCUUAGCUUCAGAUUUCAGCAAAAUCCCAUCCCACUGCUCCUCUGCCGACGAAACCUCUCCCUUCUUCAUUACCUCAUUCAUCUUCAGACCGAACUCCUUCAGACCGAACCACCUCAGAUCGAAAUCACUUGAGACCGAAGUACAUCAACUGAACCCUCCUACCUUUGGUUUGUAGAACGUAUCCCACCUUAUAUAAUUCCUUAUAAAUCCCACAUCUUCUCACCGUGUGGAAAAGUUUCUGCUUUGCAGCUGUCCCCUACAGUUUCAAGCACACCAUCCACUCUUGCGGUGGGAUCUUUAAUCAAGUUUGCCUGCUUCAUCUUGCUACCUAAAGGUCAGGUAGCGGCUAGGAAAGAUGGUUGACGGGGAUCCAGGUUCGCCAACCUGGAAGUUUACACAAUGUUUUGGAGACAAGGGCGACGUUGAAGAUAUCACUGAAGCCGAUAUCAUUUCCACCGUCGAGUUCGAUCAUACGGGUAACUAUUUGGCGACUGGCGACAAGGGAGGUCGAGUGGUUCUUUUCGAGAGGAAUGAAACUAAAAAAACAUGCGAAUACAAGUUCCAUACCGAAUUUCAGUCGCACGAGCCGGAAUUCGAUUACCUCAAGUCCUUAGAGAUCGAAGAGAAGAUCAACAAAAUAAAAUGGUGCAGACGGCAAAAUGCUUCUCAUUUCCUCCUUUCGACGAACGACAAGACUAUAAAGCUGUGGAAGGUGUUUGACAAGUCGCUCAAGGUGGUUGCAGAGAAUAACCUCUCCCAUGACCUUACCCCAGGCAGCGCUGUUGGUGGAGGGGGUAUCCCGCGACCACCGCACAUUUCAUUCAAGGACGCAUCGGCCCUCAAGUUACCCCGUAUGACGCACCAUGAUACCGUAGUUGCGGCAGUCCCACGGCGUAUCUACGCUAAUGCACAUGCCUAUCACAUUAAUUCCAUAUCGGUCAACAGCGAUGGGGAGACAUUCAUCAGCAGCGACGAUCUACGUAUCAACUUGUGGAAUUUGAAUAUCCAAGACCAGAGUUUCAACAUUGUCGAUAUCAAGCCAGCGAAUAUGGAAGAAUUGACUGAGGUUAUAACUGCUGCAGAGUUCCACCCUAUCAGCUGCAACUGGUUCAUGUAUGCUAGUUCCAAGGGAACGAUCAAGUUGGCCGAUAUGCGGCAGCGCGCUUUGUGCGAUGAGCAUGCAAAACAAUUUGAACAAGAAGAAGAUGUGUCUUCUCGAUCUUUCUUUUCUGAAAUCAUCUCUUCCAUCUCUGAUGUUCGGUUCUCUCACGACGGCCGCUAUAUCGUUUCCCGCGACUACCUCACUGUGAAGAUCUGGGAUGUAAACAUGGAACGUCAACCUGUUAAGACAAUUCCGAUCCACGAGCAUCUACGCCCGAGGCUCUGCGACACGUACGAAAAUGAUAGUAUCUUUGACAAAUUUGAAGUAGUCUUCUCCGGCGAUGCCAAUAAUGUGAUGACUGGAAGUUACAACAACAACUUCAUGAUUUAUCCAACAGACCCAAGCCAGGAGACCGAGGUUGUCCUCCAGGCUGAUAAGACCGCGUUCAAAGCGAAGAAGGUGGGCGUUCCAACUCCCAUUAACUCUUCGAUUUCGACAAAUGCUGGUAAGAAGGGUGGAUCAAGAGCCGGCAGUCCUGCUGGAAUUGGAGGACGCAUGCGUAAAGAGACAGAUGCAGAUCAAAUUGAUUUUAACAAGAAGAUUCUGCACAUGAGUUGGCAUCCAUUUGAGGAUAGCAUUGCUAUCGCUGCAACAAACAAUUUAUUUGUAUUCUCAGCUUUGUGAAGCAUGCAAAGCACAUAUUGUAUCUAAGCCAACUUUACAAAAUCGCAGCCCUCCGGAAAUGCCAUGGUAUCCCCUCUUCUUCA
Molecule: messenger RNA, 2068 nt
Organism: Coccidioides immitis RS
Lineage: Eukaryota; Fungi; Ascomycota; Eurotiomycetes; Onygenales; Onygenaceae
Product: protein phosphatase PP2A regulatory B subunit
Exons: 7
Coding region: 555-1985 (476 amino acids)
Biological process (GO): peptidyl-serine dephosphorylation
Cellular component (GO): cytosol; protein phosphatase type 2A complex
Molecular function (GO): protein phosphatase regulator activity; protein binding
Source: RefSeq, a predicted model, not a curated record